AUGAUCGCUGCCGUAUCGGGCCUACCUUUGCGGGAAUAUGACAUUCAAUGCGCACUUUUCUUCAUUUGUUCUGCAUGUUUCUUUCGGCGCGCUAACGUGUCGCCCUUUCUUUCCUCUUGUGUCCGUAACGAGAGUAGCAAUGCGCAAAAAUAUAACUAUCCGGAACCUCAGUAUCCCCCUCUGUCGACCACUGGUCCUUCUCCAACUUAUCUCCAAAGCGGGCCCGAGCAGGCUCCGCCUCAUGACAACGAAUUUUCUGCACAGGAUACAUCACACCCUUCGGAGGCAUCGAGGGAGCCCUCUGACAUGCUGAGUCCUCCAGCAGGUCAGCAACGUGCCCCUUCGCCUGCCCGCAGGUCUCUUUUCGAAUUUGUUUCUCCUUUUGAUGCGUUGGCGAACACAUCUGGGUCGAUCAAGCGUAAGCCCCCGCCCCAGCAACAGCCUGUUGUAUCAGGUAAUAUUGAAGAGCCGACGUGGCCAUCUAUUGGUAUCGACCCCAAACGAAAAUCUGUAGAAAACUUGAUGGAGCAGUUGACGAGAGGGCAGGCUUCCCUCUCUGGCUCAGUGCCAUCGUCAAGUUCUCCCUAUGAUCCCUAUGCUCCUAGCGAGGAGAUUUCACCCCAGGCUGAGCCUGUACAGAUGCGAGCGUCUCGACCUCUCCCUCCACAGCCUGUUCACGCCCCUUCACCUCCCCGAGCAUCUCCAAAGUCUCAGAGUAAUCUUGUACCCCGUCCACUGCGCGACUCUCCUGUAGGACCUGCCAUUUAUGGGCCGUCAACCGGAAGGGAUAAGGAAGUCUCGCCCGUUCGUGGGUCGGGAUUUCGGAAUCCUGGACAGGAGAACAGAGGUAGAGGUCCCAAAGGAAAGAAUAGCAGCCCGAGCUCUCAGCCUCAGAGUAUCGUGUUCGAUGUUUCUCAACACCUCAAAGAGAUAUCAGCUUCUCGCGAAGCUGUCAAGACAACCGCGAUAGCGCUCGUCAAGGUGGAUUCUGCGUUCUUGCCGGGUACGACGAUUGGAGCGACGCAUUGGGUUGCAUAUGCCAUGACGAAAGGCCGUGUUCGUGUGAUUUCGCGAUCCAGUGGCGAUCGUACUCUCCUGCAGUUGCCUCCUCUCUUCACUUCAGGUGCUGCAGUCAGCGAUAUGUCUGUUCACAGCAACCGACUCGCAGGGGUGACCUCUGAUGGUGGGUUUGUCGUGUGGGAGUUGCCAGAGAUCAUCACAGACGAUGUGCCAGGAAAAAUUAUGUUAUGCGUUGAGCCCUCGAGAGAUACAGAACCUCUGCAGGCGGUGAAGUGGCACCCUCAGCAACCAGAUCUGGUUGCCGUGGCGUCGGCCACGAAUGUGUACUUGAUCAAUAUUGAAGAUGCAUUGCAUGUCUUUGGUGGCGAGCCCAUUAGGCAAAGUGAUUUGCAUCGCGUUGCUCUGAUCUUCUCCGUGCCUUCACCGAUUGUUGCAUUGGACUUUGAUGUUCCUCGCUUCGCAAUUGCUACGAUCUCUGAGGACUCUACCCUAACGAUGUGGCACAUCAGCGAUAAGGUCCCGUUCUGGUCGCACAAGAUUCGUGGCGAUGAAACCCCUUCCUCAUUGACGUUUGUCGAAGGCGGUGUUGUUGUGGGUCGUAAGAAUGGUACUAUUUUCCAGCUGUUACCAGUGAUGGGAAGGUAUAUUCAGUCUACUGUCAAAUUCGUCAACGGCCAGCAAGAAGAUCCGGAUAUGUUCGGCCACGUUAACUAUGACUCACGAAUCCAUACCCUUUGGAUUGCCAACAAUCGUAGAGACAGCCUGAUUGCGCUCAAGAUUAAUUUCGAUUCAUCUUCGCCAUCUCCCGGAGGUGAGGAUGUUGGACGAGGCGCAUACUUUGACCAAGUGCUGGAGUUCCUGGGGCCUAAACCGACUAUUCACUUCGUGAUUUUAACUGCGGACGCGGAUCCCACAGGCGAGGAGGCUAAUGCUGCCUGUGUGGCGGCGAAAGUUCCCCCCGGUGACCUGGCUCUGGUCGCUUUCUCUGUACAUUCUACCGGCGUUGAUCAAGUGCUCAUACGAAGGGAAUGGUUCGACUCUGCUCUAGUUUCUGCGCCCGCCAGAUUCCCGGAUUAUCUAUCGUCACCGCAGGCAACAUUGUCGAAUGAUUCUAAGCCUACUAGGCAGCAGCUGCCCCCCGUCAUCACAAGUGGGCCUGUCAAUCAACCCUCUCAGCCACCCUUGACCGUAGCGGGUCCACCUAGGGCAAAGACGCCCCCGUCUGAAGAGGUCGACACCGAGCACGUCAGAGACGAAAGCGGUCGUGUUCAGGAGUCGAGGGGUAGGAAUGUUAAGAGUAAGGUCGGAUGGAAGGAGAAAGACAAAGAGGAUAAUAAGGAGAAGGAGAAGGACGGCAGAGGUCGCGGUGGCGAUGCCACAGUCAUCAACGAGUCGCCCCUUGGAGUCGCACUGUCCAAAGAAAUCAGAAAGGUGGAGGAGAAUAUCCACACUCGCAUUGGACGCUUGAUUGGUAAAGAACUGGACAAACAACAUCAACGAUUGGAGGAAGCUCGCGCUAAUGAGCAGGCAGCCGACUUCCUUCGCCAAGAGAAGAUUCUGAAGCUGAUCUCGACGGAGUUGACCAAGAACACUACCCGUGUGGUCGAAAUGGCGGUGAAGACGGAAGUACAGAGUUCGGUUUUACCGUCUCUUGAGAACAUCACCAAGACCGAAGUGAAGUCGGCACUCAACAACCAAAUCUCAAAGGGCCUUUCGGAGUCGAUGAAGCAGAAUCUUCCCAACGAAAUUGAGAGGAUGCUGCUCCGGCCUGACGUCUCUUCCCAUAUUGCUCGUAGCGUAACCGGAGCUGUGACGCCCGUCAUCGAGAAACACGUCAAGGAUGCAAUUACGAAGACUCUCAUACCCGCAUAUACACAGCAAUCGUCGGCAAUGCAUCAAGAGCUGUCUCGCGAAAUCCGCUCCGAGAUUUUGAGCCUCAAGAAAGAAGUUAUCACCUGGCAGACUGAAGCUCUCCGAGGCCAAGAGUCUUUAAUACGCGAGCUUGAAUCAGCGGUUCGUUUGUUGUCUGAUCAAGUUAAAUUCCUUACUAUGAACGCCUCGGCCGUGCCGCCAUCGAUCCAAACGCGCAACUCGCCUGGUGCGCCCAGCAACGGGCAGCAUUCCCAGGGGAGUCUGUCGCAGCUGAUGCGCCAGCAAACACUACCUCCCGUCACGCAACCUCAACCCUACGCCUCACAGCCGCAUUCGACAUAUCAGCAGCAACCGCAGCCGCCUGCUAUGCAUGCGGGCUGGUUCAACGCAAAUAUUGCUGCUCCUCAGGCAUCGCAUCCAGCCGUACCUCCUCCACUACCACAACCGCCGGUGGUGCGCUCCAGCCCAGCCCAGUCUGAGGAAUGGGAUGACACCUAUCUAGCCGUGCUUGGCACGCAAGAUAUUAGACAACUUAGAGAAUUGCUUGCUCGUUCAAAGCCAGAUGUGAUCAUGCCCCUGAACGGUCCUACCUUACUUUCUCAAGCCGUUGUUCUGACACUCGUACAUAGGCUUUCGUCCGUAGUGGGCGAAACAUCGCCUCUCGACGACUCAUUUAAGUUGUCCAUGUGGUGGUUGCAGCGGGCUGCUUCCACACUCAACACACAGGAUCCGCUUAUUGCGCCUUACAUCUCCCGAGUCCUGCCCAGCGUUCUGCAAAUGUUGAACACAACCAAGCAGCGUCUCAUUAUCUUGCCCGGCACGCCAAUUGAGGCAUCCCGCGCGAUUACUGACAUUCAAGACAUCCUCAGUCGCAAGCCGAUAUAG
Fibroporia radiculosa is the source of this 3777-nucleotide messenger RNA. RefSeq lists its product as uncharacterized. Gene Ontology annotation, cellular component: P-body. Gene Ontology annotation, molecular function: protein binding. Bases 1 to 3777 code for a protein of 1258 amino acids. The record is from RefSeq and is a predicted model, not a curated record. The transcript has 10 exons. Gene Ontology annotation, biological process: deadenylation-independent decapping of nuclear-transcribed mRNA. NCBI's taxonomy places the organism in Eukaryota, Fungi, Basidiomycota, Agaricomycetes, Polyporales, Fibroporiaceae.